This is a messenger RNA of Hippocampus comes (tiger tail seahorse), 1722 nucleotides long. It is a transcript of the gene sla1a, whose product is annotated as Src like adaptor 1a. Lineage: Eukaryota; Metazoa; Chordata; Actinopteri; Syngnathiformes; Syngnathidae. The coding region runs from base 661 to 1446 and encodes 261 amino acids. The record is from RefSeq and is a predicted model, not a curated record. Gene Ontology annotation, molecular function: protein binding. The transcript is spliced from 7 exons.
CACCAAACCCAUCAUGGCAGUAACUGAAACAAAAGGGGAGUAAACUGUUUUUCUUGACUCCUUGAUAUGGUUUGAGUCAUAACGGCCCCCCCAAGGGAAACGGACACUAAAAUAUGGCCCACGACAAAAAUGAGUUUGACACCCCUGAUUUAGACGUUCACCCCUGUGGCGCCACUAAAGACUUGAAUAACGGUGGAACAAUGAAAUUGGGCCGGUGCUCAAUAAAAAACAAAAAACAAAAAAAAAAACAAAAGCAAGAUACUAUAGUCGCAGCCAGGAGUUGAAUGCUGCAAUCAUCGUAAUUAUUGAAUUUGUGAAACACCGGCAGCAGGUCCUCUUCCUCUUUUGGUGGCAGGAAAUGUGCUGUGAAGUUGUCCUCCUAGACUCUUAUGACGCUCCGUCAAAACGACUCGUCAUCUCCUUCAUGACGCUUGACAUCAUUGCGGGCAAAUUUUCUUUCUUAUAAGGAGGUUUAAUCCCAAAUUCACACCUCACGAAUUUUUUUUUUUUUCUUCCCUGCCGGACGUUUACGCUUUCGGGGAACAGGGCUGAGCGGACUCAGACAAUGUCACUCAGCUUCCCCAUUUAUACGCGCGGCGAUAAGAUUGUCACAAGCGUGCAGGAAGCUCACGAAGCAGACGCGUCUGUUGGGACUUCAGGAUGGGGAACGUAAUGCGCGGCAUGAGCGCCUGGAACAAACCUGACGGCAUCGAUAGCAGCAGUCUUGGGAAAGACCCAGAGGAAGACAUGGUGGUUGUGCUCGCCGACUACCCACCUCCUGACGUCAGCGAGCCCAUCUUCAGGAUCGGAGAGAAGCUUGGCAUUGUCGCUCAGCAGGGGUACUGGUGGAAGGUCCGUUCGCUCCAGACAGGAAAAGAAAACUACAUCCCUGGGAUCCAUGUGGGCAAAGUGUAUCACGGGUGGCUUUUCGAAGGGGUGACGAGACAGAAGGCAGAGGAGCUUCUGCUUCUACCCGGGAACAGGGUCGGCUCAUUCCUGGUACGGGAGAGCUCCACAGAGCAGGGGGCGUACGUGCUGUCCAUAAAGCACAGCGUGAUACGGCACUAUCGUAUAUGCCGACUGGACAACAGCUGGUACUACAUCUCCCCUGGCCUUACCUUCCAGUGCCUGGAAGAUAUGAUCAACCACUACUCUGAGUUUGCGGACGGCCUGUGCUGCGUGUUGACGUCACCGAGUCAGUCGAACCGAACAGCGCCACCGACAGCGGUUCCGUCGGUUGUUAUGAGACGCCACGUCGACGGGAAGAAGAAAGACAGGCCACAAGUGACCAGCAUGGGUGGCCAAAAUGACAACAUGCUGAGUUAUGGUGUCCGGAGCAGCAUUGCUGCCUAUCUGUCCUUCUCCGAGUGUGAAGAAGCCCAAAGCAUGAGGCAGGAAAGCAGGCAGAAGAAGAGCAAAUCCUUUUAUGUGCUCCCCGAAAAUUAACCCUUUCAUGCCCGCCCCCUGUAACCUGCUAAUAUGAUAAGCUCUCCGCUGUAGUAACCACUGUCCCUGAAAGGGUUAAAACUUUUUGCUGGCCUUAGGAGACUUUCAUAUAGGUGAUGGAUCACUUUAUCCACUGGUCGAAAGAGUCACACUGGACUGGGGAAAUUUCUGUUGUUUCCACAAUCACGUUCUUUUUUUUUUUUCUCUCUCUCUCUCUUUCCCAUGAUGACUGCAACGACUGGAGAUGUCGUUUAUUUAAAUUUCCUCACAAACAUC